UUUUUAAAGAGGGCGAAGGAGGAGGCGUCACGUGGUAUCAAUGUUGAGGCGGAAAUGAAAGUUGAUUAACAACAGAAGGAGAACACGGCUGCAGAAGCUGUGUUGUCAUGGCAGCGACCAGUGUGCCGGAGCCAGCGGUGCCCACCACGCUGAAAAGUCCCAGUUGAUCUUAAAAGUGGUUUCAGCGAAGCCCCAGUUCUCCAAGCUGCCAAACAGUCCCACUCGGCUGAACUCCUUUGUUGAGGUGACGGCUGAUGGCCUGACCAGUGAAAGUAAGGAAAACAGGAAAACGCAGCGGACAGCAGGAGCUGCAGUGGAAUGAAGACCUGGUCCUACAUGUGACGCCUCAGAGUCAUCUGGAUCUCAAGCUGUGGACGUGCCACACUUUGAGGAAGGAGCUACUGGGCAGCGCCACCAUCGACCUGCUGGACACACUGCAGACUCACAAUGGCAAAAUGGACAAUGUUCAGCUCAGUCUGGUGCUGCAGAUGGAGAACAAAGGCUCAGUUGUAGUUGGAGGCGAACUCAACGUCUCUCUGGACGGCAUGGCUGUUGAUCUGGGCUCGCUGCCCAAUGGCAGCAUGGACACAGACAAAGUCCUGCAGUCAGACAGAGCCAGUCUGAGGAGGACACAGAGUGAGGACACUCCCAGCAGAGAUGGAUCUCACAGCAGGAGGAGUAAACGGCGCUCAGUGGGGGGUUCACAGGGGGGCUCUCCCCUGUGCUCCAGAGGGGAGGAGCUGAAUGAGGAGCAGACCCUGGGCUCAGGGUCCUCUGGUGACGGCUGCUCCUCCAGCAGCCCUGCAAAUGGCACCGUUGAGUUGCCAUCCAGUGGUCUGGAGAGCAGUCCCUGCAGUGCGACUCAUCCUGACUCUGUGACGUCUUCUCCACCCGGUCCAUCCCCUGCUGCCAGCAGCAGCGGUCCUUCAACACUUCAGGAUGCUGCGAGUCCACCCGCGCAGGUGGAGCCUGCUGCUGCCAACACGUCUGACUCCUCCACAGACUCACUCCCAGCUGGCUGGGAGCAGAGGGUGUUGCCUCAUGGCAGAGUGUACUACGUUGACCACAACACCAAAACCACGACCUGGGAGAGACCGCUGCCACCAGGCUGGGAGAAGCGGGUGGACCAACGGGGCAGAUUCUAUUAUGUGGACCACAACAGCAGAACCACCACAUGGCAGAGGCCCACGGCUGAAUCUGUCAGCAACUACCAGCAGUGGCAGAGCCAGCGCAACCAGCUACAAGGCGCAAUGCACCAGUUCAGUCAGCGGUUCCUCUACCAGUCUCCUGGCACUGCUGUGGAAAACGACCCUCUGGGCCCGCUGCCUCCUGGAUGGGAGAAACGUCAGGACAAUGGCAGAGUCUACUUCGUCAACCACAACACACGGACCACACAGUGGGACGAUCCACGGACCCAAGGGAUGAUAAAGGAGCACCCCCUGCCCCCUGGCUGGGAGAUGAAGUACACCGCAGAGGGAGUCCGCUACUUUGUGGACCAUAACUCACGCACCACCAGCUUUAAAGACCCCCGACCCGGGUUUGAGUCAGGCUCAUUCCAAGGCGGUUCUCCAGGAGCCUACGAUCGCAGCUUCAGGUGGAAAUACCACCAGUUCCGCUUCCUGUGCCACUCCAACGCCUUGCCGAGUCACGUGAAGAUCUCUGUGUCCAGACAGACGCUGUUUGAGGACUCGUUCCAGCAGAUCAUGAACGUGAAGCCGUACGACCUCCGCCGGAGACUCUACAUCAUCAUGAGGGGAGAGGAGGGGCUGGACUACGGCGGCAUCGCCAGGGAGUGGUUCUUCCUCCUGUCCCACGAGGUCCUGAACCCCAUGUACUGUCUGUUUGAAUAUGCCGGCAAAAACAACUACUGCCUCCAGAUCAACCCAGCUUCCUUCAUCAACCCCGACCACCUCACCUACUUCCGCUUCAUCGGGCGCUUCAUUGCCAUGGCCCUGUACCAUGGCAAGUUCAUCGACACUGGUUUCACGCUGCCGUUCUACAAGCGAAUGCUGAACAAGAAGCCCACACUCAAAGACCUCGAGUCCAUAGACCCCGAGUUCUAUAACUCCAUCAUGUGGGUCAAGGAAAACAGUCUGGAGGAAUGUGGCGUGGAACUCUACUUUGCACAGGACAUGGAAAUCCUCGGCAAAAUUUCCACCCACCAGCUGAAGGAGGACGGCGAGAACGAGCUUGUCACUGAGGAAAGCAAAGAAGAAUACGUCAGCCUGCUGACAGACUGGAGGUUCACCCGUGGCGUGGAGGAACAGACCAAAGCCUUCCUGGAUGGCUUCAAUGAGGUGGUUCCUUUGGAGUGGCUGCGGUACUUUGAUGAGAAGGAGCUGGAGCUGAUGCUGUGUGGGAUGCAGGAAAUAGACUUAGCCGACUGGCAGAAAAACACCAUCUACAGACAUUACACCAAGAACAGCAAGCAGAUUCACUGGUUCUGGCAGGUGGUGAAGGAGAUGGACAAUGAGAAGAGGAUCCGUCUCCUUCAGUUUGUCACUGGAACCUGUCGGCUCCCUGUUGGUGGCUUUGCUGAACUCAUAGGAAGUAACGGUCCCCAGAAGUUCUGCAUCGACAAAGUGGGGAAGGAGGCUUGGCUUCCAAGAAGCCACACAUGCUUCAACCGUCUGGACCUGCCGCCCUACAGAAGUCUGGAGCAGCUCCGAGAGAAACUCCUGUUUGCCAUCGAGGAGACGGAGGGAUUUGGACAGGAGUGACCCGGGACAUCCUGCAGACAUUCACACAGCGGGAAUCACAGCGCAAAUUAAUCAGCCGUCCACUCACCUGCGGGCCUGGAUUUGGGGGGGGGGGGGUCAUGAAUCUAGACGCAGGCUGUUGUAAGUGGGCAUGGUCAGAGCUUCUCAUCCACCCUGUCAACCUGACUCACACCUCAGAAUCACAACCGACAAAUCCAACAUCUUACACGUACGAGACAAACUGUUGUAUCUCUGAUAGAGGCCAGCAGGAUGUGAUUUUUUUUUUUCUCUCAUAAUUGUGAAAUUUCUCCUGUACAUAGAUAAAAUAAAUGAGAUUUAAAUCUUGAA
This is a messenger RNA of Thalassophryne amazonica, 3047 nucleotides long. It is a transcript of the gene wwp2, whose product is annotated as WW domain containing E3 ubiquitin protein ligase 2. Gene Ontology annotation, biological process: ubiquitin-dependent protein catabolic process; regulation of monoatomic ion transmembrane transport; protein K63-linked ubiquitination. The coding region runs from base 456 to 2720 and encodes 754 amino acids. Gene Ontology annotation, molecular function: ubiquitin protein ligase activity; protein binding. NCBI's taxonomy places the organism in Eukaryota, Metazoa, Chordata, Actinopteri, Batrachoidiformes, Batrachoididae. The transcript is spliced from 24 exons. The record is from RefSeq and is a predicted model, not a curated record.